ACGUGCUAGGAAACGUGCCACCUCACUGAGAAACCCUUGGAGUGAUGCUCCAGGGUGGGUCUUGGAGGCAGAAAGUGUGGUGGGGUCUGCUCCUCCAGCCCCUGCUCCUGGUGCAGCAGCAGGCAGGGGGGAGCAGGGCCAGCCCUGCCUUGGGGUUUGGGGGCCAGCCCUGCUUUGGGGCCCCCAGCAGCACAGAAGAGCAGGAAGGCACCUCUUGUGACACAGGCAGAGCAGACCACAGCAGAGAGAGGAACCAGUACGACGCAGGAAAGGAUGGUUUCAUUGACCUGAUGGAGCUGAAGCUGAUGAUGGAGAAGCUGGGGGCACCACAGACACACCUGGGCCUGAAGAACAUGAUCAAGGAAGUGGAUGAAGACCUGGACAGCAAGCUCAGCUUUCGGGAGUUCCUGCUGAUUUUCCGGAAGGCAGCAGCAGGUGAGCUGCAGGAGGACAGUGGGCUGCACGCCCUGGCCCGGCUCUCCGAGAUUGAUGUCUCCACGGAGGGGGUGAAAGGUGCCAAGAACUUCUUUGAGGCCAAGGCUCAGGCCAUCCACGAAUCCAGCCGCUUUGAGGAGGAGAUCAAGGCAGAGCAGGAGGAGAAGAAGAAGCAGGCUGAGGAGCUGAAGCAGAGGAAGGCAGCCUUCAAGGAGCUGCAAUCCACCUUCAAGCAGUGACCGGGCUGGGCAGGACUGGAACGUGGUGCCCGGGGGCCGGGAAUACCGGGAAUGCUGUGUGUGCCGGGUGGUGUGGGAGCACUGCCCGGGGCUCCCCGAAGAGGAGAGGGCUCCGGGCACAGCCUGGUCAGCCCCAGCUCCCCCCCCUGCUCUGCUGUCUGUAGGUGUUAUUCGUGCCCCCCCCCCAGCAUCUCCCCACCCUUCCCCGAGGGGCAGCAGCGCCCUGACCCCUGCCCACGGCUGCCCCGGGGGUUGUUGCCACCAAGGGGGCCAUGCCUGGAUGACUGUCCCCCGCCCCGGGACAGCUGUUCCCCAGGAUGACUGUUCCCCAGGAUGACUGUUCCCCAGGAUGACUGUCCCCACGUCGCUGCCAGGGUUGCAGGGCAGGGGGUGGCCCGGGUGGGGGUCAGGGUGGCCGUGGUGCCUGUGGGUGCUGCCACCUGUGGCUGAUUCACACCUCGAGGCUCAUGCCAAAAAAACCUGUGUGUGUGUCUGUGUGUGUGUCUGUGUGUGUGCAGGGGGUACAACCCCCCCAGCCCCCCCUUACCUGCAUCUAUUUUGGUCCAAGAGGCAGGGACAGGCUCCCCAAGUCAUUCCAUGGUUUGGCAGUGGGUGGAGGCUCCCGUGGCUGUGGGUGCUGUAAGAGGUGUCUCUGUCCUGCCCCCCAACACCGUGUCCCACCCCCCCCCUUGUGGUUCCCAGGGAUUGUGGUUUGGUUUUGGUGGUUCGUUUGGUUUUUUUAAUUUGGAUCCCAAAUAAAUAUUAUCUUUCGUAA
Apus apus (common swift) is the source of this 1449-nucleotide messenger RNA. It is a transcript of the gene EFHD2, whose product is annotated as EF-hand domain family member D2. The record is from RefSeq and is a predicted model, not a curated record. Bases 45 to 674 code for a protein of 209 amino acids. Gene Ontology annotation, molecular function: calcium ion binding. NCBI's taxonomy places the organism in Eukaryota, Metazoa, Chordata, Aves, Apodiformes, Apodidae. The transcript has 4 exons.